CGCAUUACAGCCACACUGGACGAGUUCCAUGCGAACAAGCAUGCAGUCAUCGCCGCCGGUCUUCAUCAGGGAAAAGGCAGUAAAGUCAUCGACAAUUGGCAGAUCCCGAAACUCGAGCUCAUGCAGAACAUUGUUCCUAGCAUCCAGAACUCUGGCAUUAUAGCACAGUGGUCUGCAGAUGUUACUGAACAUGCGCACAUCACCGAGGUCAAAGACCCUGCAAGAUCCAGCAAUAAUAAUAAUUACGACUCGCAAAUCUGUCGUUAUCUCGACCGCGCUGAUAAAUGCAAUCGGUUCGACCUUGCCACUAGUCUUUUGGAUCAUUCGCGGAGUGAAGACCUGGGUGUUUUUGGAGAUGAGUUUAUUGAAGAGGACAACGAGAUCGACGAUGACAUGAAUGACUUUCCCACAGAGCUACUAUCCCAGACUCGAAGACCUGGACAACCACGUCCUAUCACAAACUACUUUUCGAUGGCAAAAAUACUCCAGCACAAGGAAAUUGGAUCGGUACCCCUUCCAUUACGUUCCUUUAUUGUCGGGCGCACUGCUCUUAAUCUUUCUUAUCAUCCAUCCAUUAGGAAUGCCACCAUCAAUGAAGUCGCCAUCAUGUUCGGCCUACCAGACUUGCAGCCAGCUAUUGCAAAUUUCCUUCACUGUGAAAAGACCUAUGGUAAUCACAUACACUCAAUAGGCGGUCCUAGAAGGGCCGCACAUGAUGCUGAACUUCCAUUUGAUAACCUUCAAGUGUGGUUUAAAAUUCGUUUGCAGGAGACUGAUUUUCAUGAACCCCAUAAUGUCCGACCCGCCCAAACACUUAACUGCGUACCACCCAGUGACCCAUGGACUUUGGGUCGUUAUGAUACGGUCAUUAUCCAGACCAACUCAGGGCACUCUUGGCCUGCCAGCGGCCUUUCAGGUACGUUCUUCCUGUCUUUCAUGGUGACAUUCACUAAUCUAAAGAAUGCUCUCUCGCAGGGCACUCCAUUGGCCAAAUUAGGCUUUGGAACACCAUGGGCAUGGGACGAUCAGUUCCUAACUUACGUCCUAUGUUUCGAUAUCUCUGGUGAACGUGAUCCGACCACUCAGUUCCACACAUUGAAAAGAGCAAAACGCUCGAAUGGCACACGCAUGGGUGAUGUCAUCCCAGUUUCUCAGCUUAGAGCGCUUCUGACGCCUAUCCAUCUCAUUCCCCAUUUUGGUGCCACUGCGGACACGCGUCUCACAAUGUACAAUAGCUUGGAGCAUGCGACAGAAUUUUGGUUAAAUUAUUUUUGGGACAAAAAUACCUUUUUUGCACUAUCCGAGUAG
This is a messenger RNA of Suillus discolor, 1308 nucleotides long. RefSeq lists its product as uncharacterized. The transcript is spliced from 4 exons. The annotation marks the transcript as partial. The record is from RefSeq and is a predicted model, not a curated record. Lineage: Eukaryota; Fungi; Basidiomycota; Agaricomycetes; Boletales; Suillaceae.